Molecule: messenger RNA, 1811 nt
Organism: Cannabis sativa
Lineage: Eukaryota; Viridiplantae; Streptophyta; Magnoliopsida; Rosales; Cannabaceae
Exons: 7
Coding region: 310-1527 (405 amino acids)
Source: RefSeq, a predicted model, not a curated record
AUGAGGAGAAAAAUCGUAUGGUGGGUACUACGUGGGCCGCUUUUGUUGGAAGUUGCAGAGGUAACAGCAACUACUUGAUUGCACUUAAUCCAAAACUCGAAGAUCAUCACGCAUAUCCUUGAAACAAAAAAUACAACAUUUGUGCAAAAUUGUGGAUACGACAAAAUCAUUUACCAGCUUAACAUCUCUUCUCCUGGAAUAUCAAUUUUUCUUUUUUGAGUAAUUUAUCUGCUUAAUUUGGGAGAAUUUUCGAAGAAUUUUGGUAGACGUAGUAAAAGUUUGUUUUUGGUUGGAACGAGAACGAAGAAGAUGUGGGGAUUUGGAGGAAGGUAUUACUGGGGGAGAAAAGAGCGAUGUGAGAAAGUUGAAGGAAUUGUUGUAGUGUUCGCAUGGAUGUCCAGCCAUGAAAGACACUUGAAGAGUUAUGUUCAGCUCUACACCUCUUUGGGAUGGAAUUCUCUCGUUUGCCACUCUCAAUUUCUCAAUAUGUUCUUCCCCGAGAAAGCAACACCGCUUGCCAUUGAUAUUUUAAAAGAGCUUGUAGUGGAACUAAAAAGUAAGCCACGCCCAGUAGUAUUUGCUUCUUUCUCUGGUGGUCCUAAAGCCUGUAUGGUCAAGGUUCUUCAGAUAAUUGAGGGAAUUUGUGAAACACAAUUGGAUCUGGAUGAUUACCGGCUAGUUAAAGACUGCAUUUGCGGCUACAUCUAUGAUUCAAGUCCAGUGGAUUUUACCAGUGAUCUAGGAACCAAAUUCAUUCUUCACCCAACUGUGAUGAAAAUGUCCAAACCACCAAGAGUAGUAUCUUGGUUAGCUCAUGGUAUUGCUUCUAGUCUUGAUGCUCUUUUUCUCAGUAGGUUUGAACAACAGCGUGCAGAUUACUGGCAGACUCUGUAUUCUACUGCUAACAUGAAGGUUCCAUAUCUUAUAUUAUGUUCAAAAAAUGAUGAUCUUGCUCCAUUCCAAAUUAUCCACAAUUUUGCUCAACGACUGCAAGAACUUGGGGCCGAUGUAAAUCUUGUAAAGUGGAAUGACUCACCUCAUGUGGGCCACUAUAGGAAUUACAAAAUUCAGUACGAGGCUGCAGUGACAGAGCUCCUCCGUAAAUCAGCAGGAAUCUAUUCUCAAAGAAUAAAACGGCUUGAAGGAGAAAAAUUAGGCAAUGUAGAGGUAACGCAUGACGAGACAGUAGAGCCAAUUCCUACUUUAACAAAAACAGCAGCGAGCUCAAAUAGUUUCCAGGGGAUUUCUCUGGCUGCAGGUGACAAUCUCUACUUGCCUAGCUCAGUGGAGUACUACGAAGGCAGAGAUGUCGGGUCCAUGCAAGAUGAACAUAGACAAGAAGGUCUGAUCCACCUUCCUAAUCCACCAACAAGCAUUAACGUUCAUGGCGUCCUUGGCCAAAUCUUGUUUGACGUUUGUGUCCCCAACAACAUUGAAGGUUGGGAUAUCCGUUCAUCAGAUUCCAUUAGCCGACGGAGGCAUAAUCAGUUUAACCCAAUCAAAUGCAUACGUCGCUCCAGAUUGUGAACUAUAUGUAGCUGGUGAGAAUCUUUAUAUAUGGAUCUGCGUAAAUUACCUUCAAACUGAAGAGAGGAAAAACAUGUAAAGAAAAAGAGAACUCUGAAAUUUUAUAUUGUUAAACUACUUUGACUUGUCUUCCGUAAAAAUUAUACUGUAGAGUGAAGGAAUGAGGUAAGUUUUGCUGGCUAUGAGAAUAAGGGGAUCUUAUAUUUUACUUUACUUUGUAUAUACGUACAUACAUACUUUAGUGGGUUUUUUUAUACUAUAAAUAUUUUUAUAUAUUCGAUAAA